Molecule: messenger RNA, 999 nt
Organism: Fundulus heteroclitus (mummichog)
Lineage: Eukaryota; Metazoa; Chordata; Actinopteri; Cyprinodontiformes; Fundulidae
Product: ribonuclease inhibitor-like
Exons: 5
Coding region: 289-879 (196 amino acids)
Molecular function (GO): protein binding
Source: RefSeq, a predicted model, not a curated record
GAAGAGAUUCUCUGUGUGGGUCAAACAGGACAUUGAUGUGAAGAGCAGAUGUUCAUCUGAUGAUGACAUCACUGUUUAGUCAUCAUCUUUUAGUCUGUUUAUCAGUCUUUAUUAGUCUGAUUUAACUACAACUGAUCUGAUUCUUUCUCUCAUCACAGACUAGUGGGCUGUAGUCUCACACAGACUGAAUGUGAAGUUGUGGACUCAGCUCUGAAGUCCAACCCCUCCCUGACUGACCUGGAAAUAGAUCAGAUCUAUGAUAGAUGGAGAACCAUUGGAGACUCUGAGAUGAAGCGUCUCUGUGAGAUCCUGGAGACUCCAUUCUGUAAAGUAAAGACGCUGACAUUGAUGGGCUGCAGUUUGUCAGAGAUCAGCUGUAAGCAUCUGGUCUCUGCCCUGAAGUCCAACCCGUCCCAUCUGACAGAACUGGACCUGAGUCAGAACAACCUGAAAGAUGGUGGAGUGAAGGAGCUCUGUGGUUUCCUCCAGACUCCCCUCUGCAAACUACAGACACUGAGAUUGUAUAGCUGCAGUUUGUCAGAGAUCAGCUGUAAACAUCUGGUCUCUGCCCUGAAGUCCAACCCGUCCCAUCUGACAGAACUGGACCUGUGUGACAACAAAGACCUGAAAGAUGGUGGAGUGAAGGAGCUCUGUGGUUUCCUCCAGACUCCCCUCUGCAAACUACAGACACUAAAUUUGUGGGACUGCAGUUUGUCAAAGAUCAGCUGUGAACAUCUGGUAACGGCGCUGAAGUCCAACCCGUCCCAUCUGACAGAACUGGACCUGACAGAGAACAACCUGAAGGAGUCAGAUGUUCAGCAGCUGCAGGAUCUUGUAAAGAGUCCAGACUACAAACUGAAAACUCUGAGGUGGAACUGAUGAUCUUAGUGGAGGAGAGAAGCUGAGCUGUCCUGAUGAUCCAGAGGUUGAAGCUGCAGCAGUUUGACUUUAAAGAGACUCUGACUGGAUCCUGAUGAUGAACUCUGACCUUAGAGAUGU